This is a messenger RNA of Melampsora larici-populina 98AG31, 555 nucleotides long. RefSeq lists its product as uncharacterized. NCBI's taxonomy places the organism in Eukaryota, Fungi, Basidiomycota, Pucciniomycetes, Pucciniales, Melampsoraceae. Bases 1 to 555 code for a protein of 184 amino acids. The record is from RefSeq and is a predicted model, not a curated record. The transcript has 3 exons.
AUGGACCUGGAGUUGAUCCCGAUCUACCUAAUCACGUCGAUCCCCUUCUUCCUCAUCGUCUACUUGCUCCUAAAACUCUACAACUCUCACCAGCUCAAGCAAAAGAAACUUAGUCAAGGUAUUGGAAGAGGGGUUGCAGGAUUUCAAACUGGCGUCAGAAGGGUGGCAGUACCUCAGGAAAUCUUAGACCGGAUUCGACGCGGGGAAGAGGUUAGUGCUGAGGAAAUCACCAGAGCACAGGAAAAGAUGGCCACGAAGUCACGAGAUCAGAGUAGUGCCGGCAGUGAUGAUGAUGCCAACAGAAAAUCUAAAACAAAACCAACAUCGAAAAUUUUCAGAAUACCUGCUACAUCGGUCGUGGAGGCUCUGUGGUCAUUCUAUUAUUGUCAGAUCGCUUGGGGCAGUCAUUGCUUCUUACUAGGCUUCAACGGCAUCUAUCGGAAGAUAACAGAAAUGCAGCGACUCAGCGUCUUCGAAAGAGUCGAACAAUUAGUCGAGAAUAUGAGAGUUGACAGUACUCCCCUGAAUGGCGCUUGGAAGUCAAAAGGUAGCUGA